UAAAAUCAUAUUCCAUUCAAGAAAGUCCUCAUCAACAAAUUAUAAUAGUUUCUUCCACAUUCAACCGCUGAUCAAAACCAUUUCCUCAAAACAACCAUGGCUGCCUCAACAAUGGCUCUUUCAUCACCUUCAUUCGCAGGAAAAGCCGUAAAAAUCGCCCCAUCAACAUCAGAGCGACUUGGUGAAGGAAGAGUUACCAUGAGAAAAAGUGUAGCAAAACCAAAACCAUCAUCAGGGAGUCCGUGGUAUGGUCCAGACAGAGUUCUAUACUUAGGCCCCUUAUCCGGCUCACCGCCGUCUUACCUUACCGGAGAAUUCCCUGGUGAUUACGGGUGGGAUACAGCCGGCCUCUCAGCUGAUCCCGAGACAUUUGCCAAGAACCGUGAGUUAGAAGUUAUUCAUUCAAGAUGGGCUAUGCUUGGAGCACUUGGUUGUGUUUUUCCUGAGCUUUUAUCAAGAAAUGGUGUCAAGUUUGGAGAAGCAGUUUGGUUCAAAGCUGGUUCACAAAUUUUCAGUGAAGGUGGGCUUGAUUAUUUAGGUAACCCAAGCUUAAUUCAUGCACAGAGUAUUUUAGCCAUCUGGGCUUCACAAGUCGUCUUAAUGGGGGCUGCGGAGGGCUACAGAAUUGCCGGUGGACCGCUUGGGGAGGUGACUCAUCCUAUUUAUCCUGGAGGGAGCUUUGAUCCUCUUGGAUUGGCAGAUGAUCCUGAGGCUUUUGCUGAGCUUAAAGUCAAGGAAAUCAAGAAUGGUAGGUUGGCUAUGUUUUCCAUGUUUGGUUUCUUUGUUCAAGCUAUUGUAACUGGAAAAGGACCUUUGGAGAACCUAGCUGAUCACCUUGCUGAUCCAGUGAACAACAAUGCCUGGGCAUAUGCAACAAACUUUGUCCCUGGCAAAUAAUUUGGUGGUUAUUAAUAUACUGUGAAUUGUUCCAAAGCAUUUGUGUGAUUGGAUUGUUACGAAAUUGUUGAUGAUUUAGAGAUGUAAAUGAUGGACUUUAUGCAUAUAAAGUGUCAUUCUUUCUUGAAGUAA
Messenger RNA from Coffea eugenioides, 1029 nucleotides. RefSeq names its product chlorophyll a-b binding protein of LHCII type 1-like. Gene Ontology annotation, cellular component: chloroplast thylakoid membrane; chloroplast envelope; plastoglobule. Gene Ontology annotation, biological process: response to light stimulus; photosynthesis, light harvesting in photosystem I. The transcript has a single exon. NCBI's taxonomy places the organism in Eukaryota, Viridiplantae, Streptophyta, Magnoliopsida, Gentianales, Rubiaceae. The coding region runs from base 97 to 897 and encodes 266 amino acids. The record is from RefSeq and is a predicted model, not a curated record.